GUCAUACCUCGCGUGGCCAACGGCUCUCAACCGACUGCUCGCUCAUUGAAUUACCGUAGUCAGCCGUUUCAGCUCCGUUUAGUGGAAUAUUAGCAAAAAAACAGGCUGUUUAUGCUCCGUCGGCAUCAUUAAACUAUACCGGUCUUCUGUGCAUUUGACUGCGGUGGCGGAGCGUGCUCUCCUGGGCUCGCUGGCUGGAUUUGGUCGGGGAGGCAGGGGGGAAGUACGGAGCUGGUCCCGAGUGAUGAUGGAGCUGGAGACGGCUAGUAACAGGGGCGACCUGGGAGCUGUGGGGGACUCGGUGCAGCCACAGACUCCAAGCAGGCACGAAAAGAGCUUGGGACUGCUUACGACCAAGUUUGUGACUUUACUACAGGAGGCGAAGGACGGAGUGCUGGAUCUGAAAGCUGCAGCAGACACCUUGGCAGUGCGGCAAAAAAGACGCAUCUAUGAUAUCACUAAUGUCCUGGAGGGAAUCGGUCUGAUAGAGAAGAAGUCUAAGAACAGUAUCCAAUGGAAGGGUGUGGGACCGGGGUGCAACACCAGGGAAAUAGCCGAUAAGCUGAUCGAUCUGAAGGCGGAGCUCGAUGACCUGGCUCUCAGGGAACAAGAGCUGGACCAGCAAAGAGUCUGGGUCCAGCAGAGCAUCAAGAAUGUCACAGACGACUCCAACAACAGCCCUAUGGCCUAUAUCAAACAUGAAGACCUCUGUGGAGCUUUCAAAGGUGACACACUUCUGGCUAUCCGUGCUCCAAUAGGCACACAGCUGGAGGUGCCCAUCCCAGAGGCUGUCCUCAACGGACAGAGGAAAUACCAGAUUCGUCUCAAGAGUACAUCUGGUCCCAUCGAGGUUUUAUUGGUCAACAAGGACCCGUCCAGUGCCUGUCCUGUUGUUUUGCCUGUCCCUCCCCCAGAUGAUGUCCUCCAGAGCCUCCCAGCACCGACACCUACCUCACAGCUGCCCGCUGCUGCCUCACAGAUCUCAAAAGCAGCUCCUUCCACUGCCACAAAACAAGUUAUGGCCACCGGUCCUGCAUCCAGCCAGACAUCAACAGACGUGCCGAGCGCCGCCCCGACAGAGAGGCCUGCAGCCGUCGCCCAGCAGCUGCAGUCCUCCGCCUCUCUGGACGGGUCUGCGUCCUCCUCUGCCUCCGUGUUCGAGCCAGUCAAGACCGGCCCACCCGAAUUGCUGGACUUCCCCAAAGAGCUGUCCGAGUUGUUUGAUCCAACAAAAGAGAUCAUGAGCGGAGACCUGUUGGAGGACUUGAUGUCAUCAGAAGUCUUCUCGCCUCUCCUCCGUCUGUCCCCCCCGCCCAGUGACCACGACUACAUCUACAACCUGGACGAGACAGAAGGCCUUUGCGACCUCUUCGACGUGCCCAUCCUCAACCUCUGACCCCGAGACUGAUGGCACCGCUCACCCAAAUACGCUAAUCUGUCCUCAGUGUCUCCCCGUUUGGCCCCGCCCACUGACGGUGGAGGUGAGGGGAGGGGCAGGAAGGCCCACGCCAUCGGCUGAGCAUGUAAAGGAAACCUCCGCCUCGCCCCGGCCAGCCACAGCUGAGCUCAGACACAGGCCUGAUGUACAGAAAUCCAGGCGAGAGAAAGAAAAAACUCCUUUUACUUACUGCUUUUCCAAGGAAAAAGAUUCAAAUUUAUAUUUUUGGAUUCUUGUGUAUAAAGCAUUUCGUUUGUGUAUCAAAUUGUGAAUGAAUGUGUGUGGCAGUGGGUGUGCUUUUGUACUGAAUUAUCUCACCGGGAAAAAACAAAACCGAAAAAAAAAUUAUAGAACCCCCCCCCUUUUUUCCCCCUUUUUUUUAUUUUUAUCAGGGCUGGAGACACAGCAGUCUGACAGCUCAUGUGGGAUCCCAAACAGCUGGUUUAAUAUGCACUGUCUUUAUGUACAUAGAGAAUAUAUAUUUGGUAUUGCCAGCACAUGAGACUAUUGAGGGCAGUUGUUUAUGAACUAACAAAGGCAGCUGACUCAAAUAAUCAUGCCUUUCUAUAUGAUGUCAGAAAGAUGAAAAAUUAGCUGAUUUUUAGCCAAAUCUAUUGGCCAUUAUAAACAAAGAGUAACUUAAAGCUCGGCUAUUCAAGCCAAUUUACUUUUAAUGUAAAGAAAAGCACCAAAAAUAAAGAGGUUGGGAGGAAAUGUGUCAUUUUGCAUCAGCACCUGUUCAAAAAAGUGUUACGUGUAGAAAAAGAAAAGUGUUACAUGUAAACCCGGAAUGGGCUGAAGGAAAGUGUGUAAAUCUGCUCCCAAAUGUGCUGGACGCUGCCAUUAGGGCAAUUCCUCACCGAGUCCGAUUGAAAUUCAUCCAGUAAACGACACCACAAGCUUUUUAUGGCAGGUGUUGUAUGUAGAACCCUCUGGGCUGAGUAUGUGUGUCAUGAAACGGGCUCCGGUUUGGCCUGAUUUUUGUCUUACUCGGAGCCUCACUCGGUCUUUACAGGUCGUCCUCGUUUGUGGUAAAACCAGCCUGGCCCUCUAAAUUGGACGUUUCCUGCCCUGUUUGUUCCCUUUGCGGAGGACAGAGCGGCCGGUGCGGCCGAGCACACAAAUACCCUCGUAUUAUGUCCAGUUUUGCCUCGGAUGAUGUGUGCGUGUAUGUAAAGUGCGUCCUGUGUAUAUCGCUCUACUGCUUGUAUAGAAUAGCAUUUAUUUUUUUAUACCAGCUAGAUAUAUUAUUACAGGAUCGUUGCUACUAAUUAGGGGCUAUACUUCAAAGUUAAAGGACUUUAUGGAUUAAAAAACCCUCUGCUUUGCCAGAGCUUCCUGUCUGGCUGUUGCACUUUUUACACCUUUGCUACAGGCUGCUGGCCGUGCGUCGUCUCCCCGCCUGAAGCCAGUCUUGGUUGUGGGGGGCAGUGUUUUUUGGCCCAGUCAGAAAGCUCUGGAGCAGCGGGUCACAUGACUCCCGUCUGUGUGAGACUCCAACAGACUGUUUUCAACAGCUGUAGUUGUGUCGGUUUAAACAAUUAAACACUUUUGGUAUCUUCUGUG
Molecule: messenger RNA, 3004 nt
Organism: Menidia menidia (Atlantic silverside)
Lineage: Eukaryota; Metazoa; Chordata; Actinopteri; Atheriniformes; Atherinopsidae
Source: the annotation of a GenBank genome assembly